AUGCCGUCGGAGCAGGACGACGCGACGGCGCGCUUCCUGGCCAAGUACGGCGUGGCCAAGCUGGCCGAGCAGUGGGGCCUGGCGCCGGAGGUGAGCCGCUCGCUGGCCGCGCUGAGCAUCCGCUCGUUCUUCCCCGUGCAGGCCGUGGCCAUCCCCAAGAUCCUGGCCAGCGACAGCGACCGCGUGACGGACAUCUGCAUCUCGGCCCCCACGGGCAGCGGCAAGACGCUGACGUACGUGGUGCCCAUCGUGCAGCGACUGCUGCCGCGCGUCGUGUGCCGCGUGCGUGCGCUCAUCGUGCUGCCCAGUCGCGACCUGGCCGUGCAGGUGCACCAGAUCGUGCAGCAGUUCGUCAAGGGCACGCCGCUCAAGUGCGGGCUGGCCAUCGGCCAGAGCAACUUCGCGGUGGAGCAGAGCGCCCUGGUUGGGGACGUUUCAGGUGAAAAGGUGUCCUCGACAACAGAUGGAGGUCGCAGCUUGGUGGACAUCCUGGUGGCCACGCCGGGCCGUCUCGUGGACCACCUGGAGCAGACGCCCGGCUUCACGCUGCAGCACCUGCAGAUCAUGAUCGUCGACGAGGCCGACAGACUGCUGAACCAGUCGUACCAGGACUGGAUCCCUAAGGUCUACGCCAGUGUCUUCAAUGGCCAAGAGGUGGACGAGGAGGGCCUGGCCUUGGGGGUCGGAGUCACAUGUCGGCGCCAGGACUCCAUCAACCGACGCCGUAUCCGCACUCCGCUGACGAGGGUGCUGCUGUCUGCUACGCUUACGCGUAAUCCGCGCAAGCUGGCGGCUAUUGGCAUGAGCAAUGCAGAGCUGACGAAGAUCGGACGCAUUGAUGACCCGCUGGCUGAUAACGCCAAGCAGGGCACGGCCGGCGACUCGGACGAUGACGACGAAGAUGGAGAGGAGGCCUCCGGAUCGGCCAAGAUGUACUCGACCCCGACGAAUCUGGAGGAGUAUUGGAUCGAGUGUGACACGGGCUCCAAGCCGCUGGUGCUGUUGGAGCUGCUGAGCGAGUUUGCCGGUGCACUGUCGAUUGUUUUCACGGCGAGUGUGAACUCCACGCAUCGUCUUGCGCGACUGCUGCAACUGUACUCGACCCACCCGGAGCGCAUUCGCGAGUUUUCUAGUAGCCUUUCGCAGAAGCAGAGAUCGGCCUUGGUGGCGGAUUUUAAGGCUGGACGUGUGGAGACCGUGGUGUGUUCAGAUGCUAUGGCGCGUGGUAUGGAUAUCGAGGAUGUCGCGAACGUCGUCAACUACGAUGUGCCGUCGUUCAUUAAGACGUACAUCCAUCGUGUGGGUCGUACGGCUCGUGCUGGUCGUCACGGUCGCUGUGUGACUCUAGUGAAGAUGGGUCAGAUGAAGGGCAUGAUGCGUAUGCUGAAGAAGGCCGACAACAACAAGCUGAAGCCGUACCCGCUGCAGCAGGAACACAUGAAGACGCUGGUACCACGCUAUACAGAGGCUCUUCAACGCCUCAAGGACACUCUUGAAGCAGAAAAGGCUGGCAAGCUGCAGGCCACCUCCAUCCUCCACAAAACGAAGGAGGAAAACGAGGAGGUCACCAGUGCCGACAAGAAGCGAGCGUUCUCGGUGCUGAACGGUCAGCUUGAACGGAAUUUGGGAAGCAGAAAGGUUUGCAAGCAAUGA
This is a messenger RNA of Phytophthora sojae, 1653 nucleotides long. RefSeq lists its product as hypothetical. The coding region runs from base 1 to 1653 and encodes 550 amino acids. Gene Ontology annotation, cellular component: nucleus. Gene Ontology annotation, molecular function: nucleic acid binding; ATP binding. The record is from RefSeq and is a predicted model, not a curated record. The transcript has 2 exons. Lineage: Eukaryota; Oomycota; Peronosporomycetes; Peronosporales; Peronosporaceae.